This is a messenger RNA of Penicillium verrucosum, 369 nucleotides long. RefSeq lists its product as uncharacterized. The transcript has 2 exons. Lineage: Eukaryota; Fungi; Ascomycota; Eurotiomycetes; Eurotiales; Aspergillaceae. The record is from RefSeq and is a predicted model, not a curated record. Bases 1 to 369 code for a protein of 122 amino acids.
AUGACCACACUGCUUUACGUCCACGAGCUGCAGAACCCCCAUGAAUCGGUUCAGUCACGGCCAACCGAGAAAGUUCGCGAGAUGUUUGGUGACUUCGACGAAGAUCUGUCCAUAGACUGCGACAGCAUCGACGAAAUCGCAAGAACGGCGCACGCCAUCCGUCGAAUUCGUGAUGGUCUUAACACCCCCGAAGCGCGCCGAAUUUUACAAUUACGGAACGACCUAGAAGCCGCACACGACGGAUACGUGAUCAUGGUCGACGAUGUUGCGCGCCGUCUCCAGUUGCGCCCAGAAUGGCACAAACGGGCCUUGCGACCGGUGUUUGAAGCGACCAAACUUGCUAUCGAUGACGGCGACGAGGACUUCUAG